AUACACAGCCUCCAAUUAAACUGGAAGCUUGCAUAAAACACCCAGUAAACAACUUAGUGAACUGUGGAGCUUCAUAUCACUGCCACGUGAAUCUAAUCAUUUCAUAUCUGAUAUAAAUGACUUGCAAAACAAUAUGCGGUCAUGUCUUUCUCUCGUCCUGAUUCUGCCGAGUUCAGCAUAUUUUGUCGACAUAUUGCAAAAAAAAAUAGUCUUGACCAUAUCUCUACACUUAAACCUAUCCUUACCCAUGAGUAGUCACUAAAAUCAGAUUUAAUAACAGCAGCAUACACCUCCGAAAACCUGAUUUUACCAAGAAAAGUUACGCGCAGGGGAUUGAGUUGCGCGUUACGCAUUGAGUGGCGCCCAGCGUUUUUAUGGAAUAUUACGAAAUACUGUAUGCAUGGAAUCAGGUGGAGAUGAGAUAAGAGCCCAGACUCAUCGGGACCGGUCAGGAGGAUGGGGGCGGAGUCUCGUCACUGUCUCCCGCGGAUAAAUGAUCGCGUUCAGAACCGGAGACGCGUCGCGCAGACCCUCCACUUCAGAGACUCGCUCCGAGGAGAGGACUUGACACGCUCGGGGUGGACAUGGGUCCGGAGGAACGCGCCCCGUGUCGCGCGCAGGGGUCACGCGCCCCGACGCGCGCCGCCCGAGAGCUGCAGAUGGACCCAGCAGUGACUCGACCGGUGGAGGAAAGUCUGGAGGCGUAUAUGAGGAACAGACAUCUGUCUUUCAGAGCCAUAGAAGAUAUUCCUUUAGUUUGGUAUGGAAGAGAUCUGACCAAACUCCUUGACCUCAGCACACAGCGGCUGACCACACAAGGUUUAACUUGCUCUGAAUGCAAGCAGGGCUUUCUCUCUGAAUCGAAGUCUGCACACAAGAGAUUUUUCUGCGUAAAGAAACCGACAAGUUUCUUGAAGAAAACCACCGUCCCCGAAGUUCAAAGCAGCAAACCUGCCACGAACUUUCAUAAUUUAGCACGAGAGCUGGAGAGCUGCAGGACACGGGGCCACAGGGACGCGAGGAGCCCUAAAAGAAGACGCUCUGUCGAAUCGGACCCAGACGAGAGCGACUCUGAUGGGUUCUCAAUCAGCGGGGGCCCGGGUUCUCCAACAGACCGCUCUGCGUUCACACGAGCGUCCGGCCACGUUCAGGCUCUCAGCGCGUUCACACAGCCUCCUCCUCGUAUCCCGGUAACGUCAGCCGGUCUGACCCGUGACCCCGCGGCUGACCGGACCCCCGUCCUGCCCAUCCUCCUCCACGCCGCACGCCUGUGGCCCAGGACCCCUCCUCGUCCCCCGUCUCUGUCCGUCCAGAACCGGUGCGCUAGAUGCAGCGUUUCUUUCCACGUGACAUCGGACCUGGUCCAACACAUGAGGUCCCACCACAAGAGAGCGCUGUCCGGGGACCAGAGACUGAAGUGUCCUGGAUGUAAGGAAACCUUCAGAGAGCGCCAUCACCUGUCACGUCACAUGACCUCGCACACAUGACCUCAGAGAAAUGGUUUUUUACAUGCAUAAGAGCAUGGAGAGGCAUCAAUUUUUUUUAAACAUAAAAGUUGUUUAAAAUUUAGAUUUAUUAGGCAUUUCUUUUAUAUUACGUAAAUGUUUGAAGUUUAAAGCUUAUUCGGGUCUAUUGGAUAAAAUUAUGCAAAUUUUUUGGGGUAAAUUUUUAGAAAUGCUGUUUUUUCUUGUUUUACGAGACACUAUGUAUUUUACUUGUAUACUUAAAUUAAAAAAACGCCAUUUGAAAACAUCA
Messenger RNA from Puntigrus tetrazona (Sumatra barb), 1755 nucleotides. RefSeq names its product zinc finger protein 488 (gene prdm8a). The record is from RefSeq and is a predicted model, not a curated record. Gene Ontology annotation, biological process: regulation of DNA-templated transcription. Bases 585 to 1487 code for a protein of 300 amino acids. The transcript is spliced from 4 exons. Gene Ontology annotation, cellular component: nucleus. Lineage: Eukaryota; Metazoa; Chordata; Actinopteri; Cypriniformes; Cyprinidae.